Messenger RNA from Staurois parvus, 516 nucleotides. The record is from the annotation of a GenBank genome assembly. NCBI's taxonomy places the organism in Eukaryota, Metazoa, Chordata, Amphibia, Anura, Ranidae.
GAACAGCGGGCACCGAUCGUCUGGCAAGACAGUGGGCUCCGAGUCAACAGGCACGACAGUGGGCACCGGGUCAUCAGGUAUCGGAUUGUCUGGCUCGACAGCGGGCAUCGGGUCACCAGGUAUGACAGCGGGCACUGGGUCACCAGGCAUCAGGUCAUUUGGCUUGCCAGCGGGCACCGCGUCAUCUGGCAAGGCAGUGGGCACCGGGUCACCAGGUACCGGAUCAUCUGGAUCAACAGCGGGCAUCGAGUCAACUGGCCUAAUAGGAUCGUCGGGCUGGAUCAGUUCAUCAUGCUGAGUAGCGGCAUCAGGCUGAAUGCAGGCAUCAGGCUGAGGAGAGGCUUCAGGCUGAGGAGAGGCUUCAGGCUGAGGAGAGGCAUCCGGCUGAGGAGAGGCAUCCGGCUGAGGAGAGGCAUCGGCUGAGGAGAGGCAUCCGGCUGAAGAGAGGCUUCAGGCUGAGUCACGGAAGGCAGGUUCACCGGUUUGGAUACUGGCAGGAUGGUAUUGGUUGGAAAG